This is a messenger RNA of Suillus subalutaceus, 906 nucleotides long. RefSeq lists its product as uncharacterized. NCBI's taxonomy places the organism in Eukaryota, Fungi, Basidiomycota, Agaricomycetes, Boletales, Suillaceae. The record is from RefSeq and is a predicted model, not a curated record. Bases 70 to 834 code for a protein of 254 amino acids. The transcript is spliced from 2 exons.
GUCGCCCUUGGACAGGCUUGGACACUACUACUCGGCUCACAAUUGACCAUAACACCCAUCGUAUCUCGUAUGUCUCAACCACCCUUGCCAGACGGCUGGAUUCAGGAGUACGACCCUCAGCAGAAGCACCCAUUCUGGGUUGAUACAACGGCAGACCCACCACGAGCAAUAUGGGUGCACCCCUACGAAGACGAGCAAUUCCUUUCUGAGAACCCAGGUAUCAAAGCAAAAGUGGAGAAGCUCAGAGCACCGUUGGCAGAUCCCCCUCCGUACGAAAAGCGACGCCAUUCAUUCAGCGCUGGAGAGACGGCUGCCUCACUCCACGCCGAUGCCAUGUCUUCUGGUAGUGCAGGCUCGCCACCAAUUGACGAACAUCAAGAGGAGCGAAAGCGCGGGAUGUUCGGGAAGUUGAAAGAUAAGGCUAUUGGUACGAAGGAAGAGCGGGAGGCACACAAGAAACAAAAGGCUGAAGAACGUGCGCGAGACGAGGAGCUGCGUCGUGAGGCACGGAGACGAAAUUUAGAGCAACGUGCUGCCUACAUGCAGCAAAAUGGUGGUUAUCCACCGUAUGGCUAUGGUUACCCAGGCUACUCGGGCGGCGGCUAUGGUCCGAGUCAGUAUGGCCCACCUGCAGGAGACCCAUAUGCAUACAAUGACGGUCGGUAUGGAAGAGGAAGUCGGAGAGGAGGAUUUGGAGGGGGAAUGGCAUUACCUUUGUUGGGUGGAUUGGCAGGCGGACUUUUACUUGGAGAUAUGCUUGAUGGAGGAUUUGGUGGUGGUGGAUUUGGCGGUGGUGGAUUUGAUGGAGGAUUUGGUGGUGGCGGUUUCUUCUGAUCCUAUAUACCAGCUUGUCAACGUGAACAUUGUAAGACUAAUAACAUGAACAUUCGGAAAUGUGGGAAAUUG